Messenger RNA from Didymodactylos carnosus, 1110 nucleotides. The record is from the annotation of a GenBank genome assembly. Lineage: Eukaryota; Metazoa; Rotifera; Eurotatoria; Philodinida; Philodinidae.
AUGUAUUAUACAGAAACGCUGUUAGACGACACUCGUCUUAAUGAUACAAAAGUACGAGGAACAUCAGUAAAUCAGUUAUUAUUAUUUUACGAAGAACAGUUAAAGCGUCGACAAAAAUCAGUAUUUAUACCGGAAGCACAUGAUCAGUAUUUAAUUAUCAUACUGAAUUCUUCAAAUAAUUUUAUGAAAAUAAAAUGUUACGAAAAUGACACAUUGUUCUACGAAACUAUUGCUAAUACAACUGUGAUACACGUACAAAAACCGUUGAAUGAAGAUAAAACAUAUCGUUUUACGUUUUCAAUACAUGAACAGCAGAACGAAACUGAAUUCACAUGGCCACAGUGGCCACUGACACCAAAAUGUGCACAAGACUAUUUGAUUUAUUUUCAAAACGGUGUUACUGGUGAUAAAAAUGAAACUUUGUUAGUUAAUAAUAUGUCACUACCAUGUUCAACUGAACGUCUUCUUUACGUUAAAAAAAAGCAAAAAUUAUUUAUGGAAGAACAGAAUGCAGUUUCAUAUUGGCUAGAUAUUCAAUAUGAAGCAGGACGCUUUCAACUCUCUAAUUUUAACUUUGCUUUUACUGGUAAUAAUAAUACCACGUUAAAAAGACGUCGUAAACAACCAUUUGAAAUAACGUCGAAUACAUCUAUUUGUUCAAACGAAUUUCAGAGUUGGAUUGAUAACUAUCAACAAUGGCAUACAAAUAUGAGCAGACAAUUGAGAGUACAUUCAAGCUUCACAUCAGAACAACAGAUUGAACGUAUUCUGCAAUUAAACAUUAGUUUUUUAUCUUACGAACAUCGUGGUUCCGGUGUGGCCGAUCGUCUUACACAUUAUAUAACAUGUUAUUUAGUUUGUCUACUUACCGGACGUUAUCUUAUCUAUAAUCAGCCGGAACAAUGGCCAGAAUAUCCAUAUGUAGUUGAAUCAAGUUUAGAUUAUAAAUCUGUAUAUAUUACACCUGAGUGGCACAACGCAAAGAAACGUCUGGGUGAAAUUAAACGUUAUUGGUUCAGUGUUGAACGUCCAACAAAGGAUUAUGAUUAUGAACAACAAUUCAGAGAGAGAAUUGUACAAUUUAUUGGACAUACAGGUACAUGUAGUUGA